AACAUAAGUGGAUUCGAGUUAGCACUCUAAGACAAAAGUACUUACCAUCUCUGUUCAGGAUUUCUCUAAGCCCUAGUUAUUAUGGAGGUAAAUCUCCAGCUGGCAAACACCUAGUAAUCAUGCAUCUACUCUGUCCCUGUGUCUGCUCUAUUUGAUCUUCCUGCACCUAUUCAGCCAGCUGAGGCAUGGCUGCCACUGCCACAUCCAGGUUGUGUAGGUACCAUGGUGGUUCAUACAAGAAGCUUCCUAUUCCAGAAGGAAGUCUUGACUUCUUCAUGAGUAAUAGUGUCUGCACUUAUCUUCUGUAUGUUCAUUCAGUUGCACUGUUCAGAUAUUUAGUUUUCUUAAGAUUCCAAAUGAGUUCAACAACUACCUCAAGAUGAAUAGCCCUGUGCUAGAUACCAAGGAGGCUACUACAGAGAAGGAUGAACCAGCCCCUCCCUGUCCUCUAGAAUCACAGUCUGCUGCGAGUGAAUGUUGUGUCAAUGUUACAGGAAUUUUGGGAAAGCAAGCAGCAACAGAGGGCUGCAUUCCCAAGUGAAGGUGUGGUGGUCUAUGAGUCGCUGCCAUCUCCUGGACCACCCUUCGUGAGUUACGUGACCCUCCCAGGGGGAAGCUGUUUUGGCAACUUCCAGUGCUGCUUAAGUAGAGCUGAAGCCAGACGGGAUGCAGCUAAAGUGGCCCUAAUCAACUCCCUCUUCAAUGAGCUGCCCUCCCGGAGGAUCACCAAGGAAUUCAUAAUGGAGAGUGUGCAGGAAGCAGUUGCCUCCACCAGUGGCACUUUGGAUGAUGCAGAUGACCCCAGCACCAGCAUCGGAGCCUAUCACUACAUGUUGGAGUCAAACAUGGGGAAGACCAUGCUGGAAUUUCAGGAGCUGAUGACCAUUUUCCAACUUCUGCACUGGAAUGGAAGCCUAAAAGCCCUUCGUGAAACAAAGUGUUCCCGACAGGAAGUCAUCUCCUACUAUUCCCAGUAUUCCCUAGAUGAAAAGAUGCGCAGCCACAUGGCCCUGGACUGGAUCAUGAAGGAGCGGGAGUCGCCAGGAAUUCUCUCCCAAGAGCUGCGAAUGGCCCUGAGGGAGUUGGAGGAAGCCAGGAAAGCAGGACAAGAACUACGGUUUUACAAAGAAAAGAAAGAAAUCCUGAGUUUAGCCCUUACUCAGAUCUACAGUGAUCCCGACACUUCCUCACCCAGUGAUGAUCAGCUGAGCCUCACGGCCCUUUGCGGCUAUCACUAGCAAGGCCAGGUCCCAGCUGCCCCUGAGGGGAGCAGAGGCUGGACUCUAAUAUUAGGAAGCCCAUGGAAGGAGCUCAUCAGAGGCUUUAGUACCUACAGCUGCUACCCGAAGGCUGUGCUAGUUCUCCCCUCCCAUUCCAGCCACAGAAUCUCAGAGUAGUAGGACCUUUACAGGACCCAACAGCCCACUGCAUGCAGCUUUCCCAUCACACUCUCAGUAGUUACACCUCAGACUGAAAAGAUAGAGACAGGAUUGUCUGAAAAAUAUUUUCCGGGCCUGGCUCCAACCUGAGGCCUGGUUGACAUGUGCCUUGCUGGAUUAUAUGUGUUGUUUGAAAGAAGGGGCCAAUGUAGCAUCCCCCAAAAGAACGUUAGCCGGAAAUGGAAAUUAGAAUGACAGCAAUUUAAAAAAAUAUUUGGGAUUAAAUAACAAUAUGAAUUGUUUUUAAAAAUAUCCAAAGGUCAGAGUUUCUUCCUAAGCUUUGUAAGCUCCAAGUUAGCUUACACUCUACUAGGUGUAAUACAAAACUUCUGUGGGGUUUUAUCUGAACAUCCCACUGUCAAAGAUCUUGAAGUGGUAAUAGUAUGAAAAGACUAGAUAAAUUUAAUGUGGCUUAAAAUGUCAUUGUAAUACUUUUCUUUUUAAUUCACACUCUUCCAUACGGGGAUAAAUGUCACCUAGAGUAGUACCCUCACUUGUAUUCCUCAAGAAGAAUAAUAUCUAGUUUUUAUGAGUCCUGUGAUGUCAUGUUCAUUUCUAAUUUGCAGAUAGAUGAAAUGAUUUGUUUCUAUUUCUGCCACCUCAGUCAUAUACCUAUAAUGGAGAAAGUUACUGGCAUUUCGAAGGUUAAAACAUUUUGAAAAAUCAUUAGCAUUUAACACUGCUUACAUUUACAUUCGAUGCAUUUCUCAUAUAUUAGAGAAAAGGAAUCAUUAGCUGUCUUUGUUGUUGUGCAAGAACGUAAGCCACCAGUAGCUCCAAUGUAGUGUCAUUUUUCAGCUUAAAUUCUGCAAUCUUCUUUAAAGAAGGGAUAAAACAUUGCCAUCUCACUUUGAAGAUGCUUUGAGUCAGUCAACUGAUUAGAAAAGCAAAAGCAAGUGCAAACCAAUUUUUAGAUGGUUCCUGGUCACUCAGAUUUAAGAAUGGCAACAGUGUCAAUUUCAAACACUUACAGGUAUUUUCCUGUCCAUAACAUGGAAAGGAGCAUCUUGAAUUUACUCCAUUAAUUCAAAUAAGAGAAAACAGUUUUCUCAAUUUUAAAUAAGGUUUCUUUUUCUUCCUGUUUAGGGAAAUGCCCAUUAACUCUCAUGAAAGCUAAAACAUAAUUAUAAUAACAUUAAAGUUUACAGAAGCAUGAUAAUUCAGCUUCAUAGCUAAAUAUCUGCAGUGGUAAUUGUCACUUCUUGAAUCCCCAUGAAAACUACUGCAUACUGAGCAUGUAUCUUGGAAUUAGCCAUUAUAAUAAAAAAAUUAACUUUGUACAUCAUAUUUCUCACACCAGUGGAAAAUUUAGCUACAUACCUGCCCUUCUCAAAUGUCUUGAAAAGGUAAUAUUAUAUAAUAUUAGAUAAAUUUUAUUAAAAAAUAUUGUUUUAACAAAAGUCAUAUUCCUCCCCAUAAUGAGGCUAAAUGUCACCUAGAAGAAAACUUGAUUCUCUUAUAUUCCAGAAGAGGAAUUAGAAUUAAUAUUUAUAAUUUGAAUACAUUUUAAAAUUAAAUUACUUCCUAUUUAAAGUAAUUUUUUUAUAAAGUCAUUACUCUUUAUCAUUUCCAAAAAGCCAUGUUGGGUAUGAUUAAAGGUAGGUACGUCUGUACUACAUUUGUAGACUUUGACAAUGACCUCCUCAAGCUGACACCAUCUAAUUAGCUGCAGGAACAAAAAUCAGCUGGAAAAAUAUUAAAUUUACUCUUUGCCCUGCAGUGAGAAAACUGUACCCUUUCUGUACACUAAAAGCAGAAGUUCUCCCUUGGCCACCAUCAGAUUUUCCUGGCUGUUCAAAACUGCACAAUCUGCCUGGAAUGAUGUGCAAGUUACAGCAAAAGAAGAAAAAGUCAGAAUCUUUGCCACGGUAGGUCCCUUUGAUGCUCAUUUAUAGCAAAUCAACUUCAGCUAAGACCUAAUGACUGUCAGUACAUCACAUAAACAUCUAUAAUCCUGGCCCUGAAAAGAACAGCAUUGAAGAGCAAAGUAGGUUAUUAUAAUUUUUCAUUUUCUAUAUCUUGUUCUUUAUAACAUACUAUGUUGAAGGGGUCAAGAGUGGAGGAUUCUCUCUUUAAAUAUAUGGAGCUCUGAGUCCUAACCUUUUGUGCUUAGAAACCCUUUGAUAAUCUGACAAAAGCUAUGAAACUUCUCUAGGAAAAGAGAACAAAGCAUGUACAUUCAAAAUUACACAGUUUCAAAGAGUAUGUGGACCUCCCCUAAACACAUAGAUUGCUCUGUCUAAGGACCCCCAGUUAAGAACUCUUAAUUUUGAGCAUAUACUUUAUAGUCUCUUAAACUUUUCAGCAGGAAUCCAACCUAGUUCAGACAUUGCCCUAUUAACCUAUCUCUAAGAUAAAUGUCAUCAUCCUUAAAUACAGAAUUGCACUAUAUUUUGACAAGAGAUAGUUUAAUUUUCACAAAAUCCAGAUACAUUACUAGAUUGUUAUGAGAAAGCUGCUUAAUGCAAACUAGUCACUAAACUUGUAUGAACCUAUCAGAAUAUUACAGAUUUAAUAAAGUCAUUGUUCCUUUUAUGAUCAGAA
Messenger RNA from Vicugna pacos (alpaca), 3983 nucleotides. NCBI's taxonomy places the organism in Eukaryota, Metazoa, Chordata, Mammalia, Artiodactyla, Camelidae. The record is from RefSeq and is a predicted model, not a curated record.